AUGGUUAGUGCAAAACCACAAUCCAGGGCCAUUAUGAUUUUGCUUGGCCUGCUGAUAAUAGCUACCCUUGAUUUCACAGGAGCUCAGACUGGGGUUUGCUAUGGAAGGCUGGGUAGCAGAUUGCCAUCUCCAGCAGAUGUUGUGGCCCUAUGCAAACAGAACAACAUCAGAAGAAUGCGAAUCUACGAUCCACAUCGGCCAACCCUUCAAGCCCUUGGAGGAUCAAACGUUGAGCUCAUACUGGGGGUCCCUAAUACUGAUCUUCAGAACAUUGCUGCUAGCCAAGCUAGUGCCAAUAAUUGGGUCCACAACAAUGUCAGAAACUAUCCUAAUGUCAGGUUCAGGUACAUUGCAGUUGGAAAUGAAGUCAGUCCGCUGAGAGACACAGCUCAGUACACAAGAUUUCUUCUCCCUGCCAUGCAAAACAUCUAUAAUGCAAUUUCUGCAGCAGGGCUAGGAAACCAGGUUAAAGUUUCCACUGCUGUUGAAACUGGACUAGUUGGACAGAGCUAUCCUCCAUCAGCUGGAAUAUUCAGACAAGAAGUUCGAUCAUUUAUCAAUCCCAUCGUUCAGUUCUUAGCAAGAAACCGUGCCCCUUUACUUGUUAACGUGUAUCCAUACUUUGCAUACACAGGCAAUCCCAGAGACAUUAGUCUUCAGUAUGCCCUUUUUACAUCUUCUGGCAUUGUUACACCAGAUGGUGUAAGGUACCAAAAUCUUUUCGAUGCUCUUGUGGAUGCUACAUACUCGGCACUUGAAAAGGCAGGAGGAUUAUCUAUUGAAAUUGUUGUAUCAGAGAGUGGUUGGCCAUCAGCAGGAGGACAAGCAACAUCAAUAGAUAAUGCCAGAACUUACAACAGUAACUUGAUUGAGCAUGUGACAGGGGGAUCAGGAACUCCAAAAAGGCCCCGAAGAAAUAUUGAAACAUACAUUUUUGCUUUGUUUGAUGAAGAUCAAAAGAGUCCAGAAUAUGAGAAGCAUUUUGGACUCUUUCUGCCAAAUAGGCAACCAAAGUACCAGAUCACUUUCUGA
Molecule: messenger RNA, 1032 nt
Organism: Coffea eugenioides
Lineage: Eukaryota; Viridiplantae; Streptophyta; Magnoliopsida; Gentianales; Rubiaceae
Product: glucan endo-1,3-beta-glucosidase, acidic-like
Exons: 2
Coding region: 1-1032 (343 amino acids)
Biological process (GO): carbohydrate metabolic process
Cellular component (GO): plasma membrane
Molecular function (GO): hydrolase activity, hydrolyzing O-glycosyl compounds
Source: RefSeq, a predicted model, not a curated record